AAGACACCUACAACAUACAAUUUCUCUCUCCAAAAGUCAGGAAAUAAAAAAAAAAAAUUGAUUAAAAUAUGAAUUUGCCUCCAAGAUUCCAACUCAUUCGAGCAAAACGAUGGCGUCUAUUGCACUCCAUUCCCUAGAAAGCCUAAAGCAAACCCAGAACAUUAGUUUACUAGUCGGAAAAAAACAAAGAAAAGAAUACCAUCAUAGAUAAGACAGCCUUGCUAGCUUGCAUAGGUUAGAUAUAAAUACACGCAUAUAUGCCAGUUCAUAUCCUCUUUCGUUCUCGUGCCCCCCGCUCACUCUUUCUUUCUGUCAUUUCCGCAAACAGUUUGCGACCCUGGAGGCUGGAUCUCUCCUCGAAAGUGGAAACUGUGAAUUAGAAGCUUCUGAAAUUCCAUUUGUAAAGAAAGCUGGUGGAUCUUUAAGGAAAUGCUCCAGUGAUUGAAUAUUUCUCGGUGGUUUAUAGGCCAAGAGGUUGAUCUGAUAGGGAGGCUUGACGAUGGAAGGUAGAGAUGGAACGGUGAGGCUUGGAGCUCUGAACAUGAAGCCGGAUCGGGUAGCCAUAGAUUCGGGUCCAGAUGUAUCGGUUUCGUCACCGGUAACAAGACAGAAAGCUGCUGCUGCGAAGCAGUUCAUAGAGAAUCACUACAAGAAUUAUCUACAGGGGUUGCAGGACCGCAAAGAGAGACGUCGAGCACUUCAGAGAAAAGCAGAAGAAGCUCAGGUAUCGAAUGAGGAACAAGAGGAGAUGAUGAGGAAUUUGGAACGCAGAGAAACUGAAUACAUGAGGCUGCAAAGACGUAAAAUUGGGAUCGACGACUUCGAGCAAUUAACUGUAAUUGGUAAAGGUGCAUUUGGUGAGGUGCGACUAUGUCGUGCUAAAGGUACAGGAGAGAUCUAUGCCAUGAAGAAAUUGAAGAAAUCAGAGAUGCUUAGCCGUGGACAGGUUGAGCAUGUUCGGUCUGAGAGGAAUUUGCUUGCUGAGGUUGAUAGCCGUUGCAUCGUGAAACUUUUCUAUUCAUUUCAAGAUUCUGAUUUUUUAUACCUUAUCAUGGAGUACUUACCUGGUGGUGACAUUAUGACAUUACUGAUGAGAGAAGAUAUUCUUUCUGAAGAUGUUGCACGCUUUUAUAUUGCAGAGAGUAUUCUAGCCAUUCAGUCAAUUCAUCAACACAAUUAUGUUCAUAGGGACAUAAAACCAGAUAACCUGAUACUGGACAGAAAUGGUCAUUUGAAGCUUUCGGAUUUUGGCUUGUGUAAGCCUCUGGAUGAUAAGUAUUCAACAAUGCUAUUAGAAAAUGAGGAGUUGGGAAGUCAGGAAUCCAUAUGUGAAAAUGAAGGACAAUCUGGAUGUGAUAAAGUCCCUUGGUUGAUGCCAAAAGAACAAUUGCUACAAUGGAAACGCAAUCGCCGUGCAUUGGCUUAUUCAACUGUUGGUACUCUUGACUAUAUGGCUCCUGAGGUGUUGCUCAAGAAAGGGUAUGGAAUUGAGUGUGAUUGGUGGUCACUAGGGGCAAUAAUGUAUGAGAUGCUUGUAGGAUAUCCACCUUUCUGCUCUGAAGAUCCAAGAAUGACAUGCCGCAAGAUAAUCAAUUGGAGAACAUGUCUGAAAUUCCCUGAGGAACCGAAAAUAUCGGAUGAGGCAAAGGAUUUGAUUCGUCGCUUAUUAUGUGAUGUUGAAACAAGGCUGGGAACUCGAGGAGUGGAAGAAAUAAAGGCCCAUCCAUGGUUCAAAGGCAUUCAGUGGGACAGGCUGUAUGAAACAGAAGCUUCAUAUAAGCCUAUUGUGACUGGAGAAUUGGACACUCAAAAUUUUGAGAAGUUUCCUGAAGUAGAGGGAACACCAUCUGAAAUACCAUCAGUGGGACCUUGGAGGAAGAUGUUGACAUCUAAAGAUACAAAUUUUAUUGGAUAUACUUUUAAGAAAUCAGAUGUCCUUAAAUCACUUGAAAAUUCAGGUACAGACAUGAGAUCAAAUGGAUCUGUGAAGGCCCCUUCGCUGAUUUCAUUGUUAGGUCGAAUUGACUUGCAAGAAUCUGUGAUAUCGGAAGGUGAGCAGAAGCAGGAAAAUUGAAUUUUUGCAUUUGUUUUCGGCACAAACUUUCUCUGUAUAUCCCAACGAUAACUUAGGAUCAACUUAUGCAGUUUUGUAAGUUAGAUGUAUGUUUUCAUAACAUACAGGACUGGCCCAACUUUAUACGUGGCCUUAGCGAGAGCCUUUUAAUUGAUUAUCUAGUAUUUUUAUAUAAAUAAUAUUACUCAAUUUAUGUUGAUAAUAUUCUUUUUUUUC
Molecule: messenger RNA, 2290 nt
Organism: Ziziphus jujuba (common jujube)
Lineage: Eukaryota; Viridiplantae; Streptophyta; Magnoliopsida; Rosales; Rhamnaceae
Exons: 12
Coding region: 500-2074 (524 amino acids)
Biological process (GO): intracellular signal transduction; peptidyl-serine phosphorylation
Molecular function (GO): ATP binding; protein serine/threonine kinase activity
Source: RefSeq, a predicted model, not a curated record